UUGAAUGUGAGUUUUUUUCAUCAAUUUUUUGUUAAAAAAUCAAACCGAAUAUUUCAGGAAUUUCAUAGUAGUUCAAUUAUUGAAUUUAUCAUUGAUCAAAUCAAUUUUGGACUCACAAGUUUCCCAGUAUUUUGCAAUUUUCAAUAUUCGGACAGAUGAUGAAACAAAAAUAGUAAUCGGAUGUCCUGGCAAUCAAAUUUCAAAAUAUCGUGAGUUUUUUGAAUGGCUUCUGGAUUUUGAAUUAAUGUUUAAAUUUUUCAGAUAAAUAGCUUCAAAAGUUUCCAAGAGUAUAACUCUGAGUCCUCACCAAACUUGCGCGAAACCCAGGAAAUAUCAGGUUAGUCAGUUUUUCUUGCGAAUUCAGAAUCUAUAAAUAUGGGUUACUGUAGUUCAGAUUUUGGCGCCGAAAUCUGAAUUCAACUGGAAUUAUUCGGACUCACAAGUUUCCGAGGGAUUUUGCAAUUUUAUUCGGACAGAAAAUGAAAUCAAACAAGUAAUCGGAUGUCCUGGCAAUCAAAUUGCAAAAUAUCGUGAGUUUUUUGAAAUAUUUUUCGGAAAUUGAAUUAAUUUUUCAUUUUUUCAGAUGUGAAUAAUUCAUGUAAAGUGUGAAACACCUCCUGUAUUUGUUAUGAACCGUCAAAACUUCUCAAGUUAUGAAAUGCCGUGCUGGCUCAAAACAAGGAUGGAUGAUGAAGAUUUAUUGUAGUCGGAAAUCCGAAUUCGAACCAGCCAAAUUGAAUGUGAGUUUAUUAUUUUGUUGUUGAAAAAAACAAAGUAAUAUUUUUCAGGAUUUAUCAGUAGUUCGAUUUUUGCGCUUUCAAUUUUGGUGAAACCAAUCAAGACGAAUGAACUGUGAAGUUCUAAAACAUCUUCACACCCAACAAAUUUUGCAAUUUCGAAAAUUGAGGACAAACGAUGAACCAAACAAGUAAUCGGAUGUCCUGGCAAUCAAAUUGCAAAAUAUUGUGAGUUUUUUGGAAUAUCUUUGGAUCAUCAAGUAAUUUUCCAAUUUUUCAGAUGUGAAUUUGGCACAACUAUUGGUGGUUUUAGCUUUCAAAGCUAUUCCAUGAGUACAACUCUGCAUAAUCACCAAUUACUGCCAAAAUCAUCAAAAAUCCACCGUGCUGGUUCAACUCGAGGAUAGAAGAUGAAUAUAUUAUGUAGUCGGAAAUCCGAUUUUGAACCGCACAAUUGAAUGUGAGUUUAUUAUUUUCAUCAAUUUUUUGUUGAAAAAUCAAACCGAAUAUUUCAGGAAUUUCAUAGUAGUUCAAUUAUUGGAUUUAUCAUUGAUCAAAUCAAUUUUGGACUCAGAAGUUUCCGAGGAAUUUGCAAAUUCAAACAUUCGGACAGAAGGUGAAACAAACAUAGUAAUCGGAUGUCCUGGCAAUGAAAUUGCAAAAUAUGGUGAGUUUUUUUGAAUGGCUUCUGGAUUUUGAAUUAAUGUUAAAUUUUUUCAGAUAAAUAG
Messenger RNA from Caenorhabditis angaria, 1465 nucleotides. The record is from the annotation of a GenBank genome assembly. NCBI's taxonomy places the organism in Eukaryota, Metazoa, Nematoda, Chromadorea, Rhabditida, Rhabditidae.